AUGUCCAAAGAGGCAACAUCAGCUGGCGGCGGCCGUGAACGCGAGGGCGGCAACGUCCCACAGGCGAGCAUGGUGUCGAACGAAGAAUUAGCAAAUAUUGACACCCUCACCAACGCCCAGUUGCGAACCCGCGCAACUCAACUCCAGCGCGAGAUUCAGCAGCUAAAGAACGAGGAGCGUUCGAGGAUGAACGAGCUGCAGCGGAUCAAGAAGGAGGUGGCGGAGGACAAGAAACGGGUGAAGGACAACAACAAGCUGCCGUACCUAGUAGCCAGCAUCUCGGAGAUCCUGGACCUGGACGACGACGAGGACGAGGUGGAGGAGCUGGACGUGGGCAGAAAGAAGUCGAAGCGAAAGCAAAAGAGUGCCAUUGUGAAGACGUCAAACCGGCAUACCGUUUUUCUCCCUGUGGUGGGGCUGGUGGAUGCGAACAAACUUGGGCCACAAGACCUGGUGGGGGUUAACAAAGACACCUACCUUGUCCUGGACACACUGCCGCCCGAGUAUGACAGUCGUGUGAAGGCGAUGGAGAUUGAGGAGAAGCCCAAGGAAAAGUACACGGAUGUGGGUGGCCUUGACAAGCAAAUUAAUGAGAUGAUCGAGGCCGUCGUAUUGCCCAUCACUGAAAAGGAAAGGUUUGAACGUAUUGGCAUUAAGCCACCGAAAGGCGUGCUACUCUACGGUUCACCGGGUACAGGAAAGACGAUGCUGGCCCGUGCGUGUGCAGCCGCCACAGAUGCAUGUUUUCUGCGACUUGCAGGGCCUCAGUUGGUGCAGAUGUACAUUGGCGAGGGGGCCCGUAUCUUGCGUGAUGCCUUUGCCCUUGCCAAGAAGAAGGCUCCAACUAUCAUCUUCAUUGACGAGCUGGACGCCAUUGGGUCACGUCGCUCCGACGAGGGCGGCAAGCAUGGCUCCAGGGAGGUGCAGCGAACCAUGCUGGAGCUUCUCUCACAGCUUGAUGGCUUCGGCAGUACCGAUGACGUGAAGGUAAUCGCUGCCACAAAUCGCGUUGAUGUGCUCGAUCCCGCCCUGCUGCGUAGUGGACGACUGGAUCGGAAGGUAGAGUUUACGCUUCCAGAUGAGGAGGCGCGGGCGCGAAUCCUUGAAAUUCACUCCCGCCGCAUGGCUCUUCACGGGGAUGUCAACUUUGAGGAAAUUGCCCGCAUGACGGAGGAUAUGAAUGGGGCGCAGUUGAAGGCGGUGUGCGUGGAGGCGGGUAUGCUGGCGCUGCGCAACGACCGCGUGUACGUGGCACACGAGGAUUUUGCAGAGGGUGUCACGGCGGUUCAGGCGCGCAAAAAGUCAAGCCUGAACUAUUACGCAUGA
This is a messenger RNA of Trypanosoma conorhini, 1326 nucleotides long. RefSeq names its product putative proteasome regulatory ATPase subunit 5. Bases 1 to 1326 code for a protein of 441 amino acids. The transcript has a single exon. Gene Ontology annotation, molecular function: proteasome-activating activity; ATP binding; ATP hydrolysis activity. Gene Ontology annotation, cellular component: proteasome regulatory particle, base subcomplex. Gene Ontology annotation, biological process: proteasome-mediated ubiquitin-dependent protein catabolic process. NCBI's taxonomy places the organism in Eukaryota, Euglenozoa, Kinetoplastea, Trypanosomatida, Trypanosomatidae. The record is from RefSeq and is a predicted model, not a curated record.